This is a messenger RNA of Caenorhabditis remanei, 549 nucleotides long. RefSeq lists its product as uncharacterized. The record is from RefSeq and is a predicted model, not a curated record. Lineage: Eukaryota; Metazoa; Nematoda; Chromadorea; Rhabditida; Rhabditidae. The coding region runs from base 1 to 549 and encodes 182 amino acids. The transcript is spliced from 3 exons.
AUGACUCAUCUCACAAAAGAAUCAGAAAAACCUCCAGACUUUACCUGCAACUCAUGUGGAGAAAUAUGUUGCUCCCUGGCUUCACUCCACCGUCAUCGUGACAACCGCUACCAUACAUCACGCAAGUGUCUUCUCUGUAAUUUAUUUCUCUCGAAGGAGGAAAAUUCGAAAAACCAUCUUGUUCAUGCUCACAACAUCCAGAAACCAAUGACGUGUCGUUGCUGUGAUUGGAUAUUUUUGAGCAAUAUGGAGUACUGUCAUCACAGAAUGUUCCUGAAAGGAACUAGAACCGAUUCAUCGUAUCCUCUUAUUUUAAAUGAGUGUCCACCUGGAUUUUAUUAUGGAGAAGAUAGUAAAUGGUUGGAUGAAUCGAAGGAAAUUCUGUUCAAAUGGCAGAUGGAGAAGUUGAAUGAAGAGAUACCAUCGACUUCUAAAACUUCUACCGCUUCAUCCUCUGAUACUGUAUCACCCAUCAAUGCGUCAAGAUCUAGAGCACCAGCGAAGAAAAAAGGAUUUAUGAUCAAUGACAUCCUCGCCUGGGGUGAAUAA